Messenger RNA from Tilletiaria anomala UBC 951, 828 nucleotides. RefSeq lists its product as uncharacterized. Lineage: Eukaryota; Fungi; Basidiomycota; Exobasidiomycetes; Georgefischeriales; Tilletiariaceae. The transcript is spliced from 4 exons. The record is from RefSeq and is a predicted model, not a curated record. Bases 98 to 763 code for a protein of 221 amino acids. Gene Ontology annotation, cellular component: nucleus.
CACGAAUGAUAUCUUACAUUGCGAAAGCGAGACUGUCUUGAUCACGAAGAUUAUCAGUACUUGAAAGCGUUUCCACGGUCGGCUUGGGAUAGUGAAGAUGGGUGGCAAAAAGCUCACUGCAAAGACAAUCAAGCGCAAGAAUGCGCCAACGCACCCGAAUUCCCGUAGAGCGCAUCAGCUAGCUCGCGUUGCUCACCGAGAAGACAAACUUGCACGGCAAAAGGUGCUCCGGCGCAAGGUGACAGACUCCAGAGUCGAGCGCAUGUUUAACAUGAUCGGACUACUCGAUCCGGAAGUAACGCACCUUCCCGAUCUUCAAGAUCUGCACACAUUCAUCUCCGAUACGUACUUGUCCCUCAACCGUGAACGCCUUGCUGAGGUUCAAGCUGCAAGGCGCCCAGGGCGGCCGCCCUCAAAGGACGAACUGCUUCUGCAAAGCAUAUGCGCGAAGGAGAAGGAGCAAUACAAGAUGGGUAUGGAAGUGCCAGAUCUGACCAACCCCACAAACGUCAAGCUACUAAGAGCGUGGCAGGGCGGCUCGCAAGACCUGCCACUCUUUCGAAUCGUUCGCAUAUCAGACACAUUUCCUGAUCAGUGUGUUCUUAUUCAAGCGGGGAUACAUAAAGAGCUACAGCUAGAGGAGAAAGCACAACAGAGUGCCAACAAGGAGUUAGCCGCCGGUAACAACGCCGCCCCUGCGAUUCGAAGCAUGUCGCCUGGGAGUCCUUUCCAACGAGCAGAUGAAUUCAUGGGGAUGCACUGAACAUUCUCUGAGAGAUGGUUGUAGCAUAGCAGCUCAGAUGUGUAUCUUAUUGAUGAAAUUUUGAU